Messenger RNA from Diospyros lotus (date-plum), 1062 nucleotides. RefSeq lists its product as uncharacterized. The record is from RefSeq and is a predicted model, not a curated record. The transcript has a single exon. Bases 202 to 774 code for a protein of 190 amino acids. Lineage: Eukaryota; Viridiplantae; Streptophyta; Magnoliopsida; Ericales; Ebenaceae.
AUUUUCAAGAGGCAGCCUCAAACACACAGAUUGUCACUUUCUCACUAACUUGGCACCGAAGAUUGCUACAGACUGAUCCAUCGGCUAUCCAUGGCUGCCGAAAGUGAACAAACCCCCUUUUUUCAAUAAUAAGAACCGUAUUCAAACCAUCAUCUUCAGUUGCAGGAAGCAUUUCAAGCAUCCAAAUCUAAUCAGCGGUUGAUGUCAACCUUCAACCUGGGCAAGAAGCUCCGCCCCGCUAACAAAGCGUGGAAGAGCUUCACAAACAUACUCCAAUCCAAGCUACAGAAGCUCAAAACCUCCAAAUCCUGCAACGAAACCACCCGCCGCCUUAAAUCUGCCCUAAGUCGCCUCAUUCGCCCCUGCCUCCGUGCUCUCGCCGGAUAUCAUCAUCGCCAUGGCUCCCGCCACCGCCGCCACUGCCUUCGCAUGAACUUCGCCGCCAUAUAUGUGGACGAGCUCUUCGGAGGGCCGGGUCCUGUUCCAUUGCAGGCGAAGCAAAUCCAAAAGGGCUCAACGAGUAAGGUGAAUGAGAUGGACGCAGGGCCGGGUCCUGUUCCGUUGCAGGCGAAGCAAAUCCAAAAGGGCUCAACGAGUAAGGUGAAUGAGAUGAGCGCAGGAUCGUCAUCCGCGGCGGCGGCGUCUUCCUUGCCGCGAUUUCUGGGCAUCGACGAGAGGGCGGAGGAGUUCAUCUCCAAAUUCCGGAAGGACAUGAAGCUCGAGAGAGAGCAAUCGAUCCUCGAUUUCCAGGAGAUGUUGGCUCGGAGUGCCUGACGUUAACUCGACGAUUAUUUUUGUAUUUCAGUUUCAAACCAAGGUGUGAAGAUCAGUUGAGGUACAGACUAGAUAGUGAUGUUUUUCUCUCCUUUUCUUGCAUUUUCUUGGGGUGUUUUCUCGGAAAAUUUUAUGGGUUGGUGUCUGGUGAUGGGCGUGAUAAUGCUUGUGUGGGUUGUUUUGUGAGUUCUUAAAAUUGUAAGUGUUUGCAUAUCCACUAUAGGCUUGUGUUUUCUCUAAUGAAUUAAGCUUUGGAAUUAGUAGAAAAUUUGUUUAAUCCAUAAACCA